CAUACCCUUUUCAAGCUUGCUCUCCUCAACGGCGACUACCUUUACUAUGACCGUAAAUUCCGGCCAAUAUGACUGGCAAAGUCGAUAAACUCAUCUCAUCCGUGACACUGGCUGGAAGCCUUUUAUCUUGUGUUGCCACUACAUGUGUGCUUAUUUCGUUCGUCAUAUAUCGCCGGCAUCUCCGAAACUUUCGACAUGUCCUCGUGUUGAAUCUUAUGGUUGCAGAGUUUAUCAACACUCUCAACAACUCAAUAUCAGGCAGCAUAUUCCUCAAGACUGGACAGCUCCAAGCUGGAAUACCAUGCGUCGUCAACGGGUUUAUCGGCCAGUUGUCAGUUUCAGCAGCUGACUUUUCAGUCCUGGCUAUUUCGGUUACAACCCUGCUCACUGUGAAGAGGAUGUUGUACAUACCGACAACUUCAAGAACGAAGAAAGCAUUGAUUUGUGCGGCAGUAUGGACAAUGCCUCUCAUCACAAGUAUCAUACCGACUGCUGCGGGUGAGAUGAAGCCAGUGGGCGGGAACUGGUGCUGGAUAUCAGCAACACGACCAGAUUUACGCUACGGUAUGACGCAUGGUUGGCGCUUCUUCGUGAUUUUCACUACUAUUAUUAUCUACAUCUACAUCUGGAUUUACUUAAGAAGACAUCUGGGCUCAAAGCCAAAGCAACCUCGGCAGCCUCUAACCUUCUCGACGCACAAUACCAAUACACUCUUUUCCAAAGGCUCCAAGGGCGCGGGAUUCCAAGUUAUGCAAGAGGACGAAGUAGAGCUGGACACUUUCAAGACGAGAUACGGGAAUACUGAUACUCCCAUUUCGCCCAUAUUCGAGCGAGGGAACAAGAUAGACGAGAUCGAGGAUAUGGAAAGAAAAGGUGAGAGCGAGGCGAGCAAUAGCAGAGCAAGGGGAGAAUCUGUCCGUCAUCGGCCAACAUCAUCAAAAAGAGGAGCAGAGAUGGCCUAUACAGGACUUGCUAACACUGAACCAACCGAAGCAUUACCGAUUCCGCAGCACCAGAUCAACAUAUUACAAACCAACGCCAGCGAAUUCCCUCAGCGCCGGGCCACCCACGAUGUUGAAGUCGAAAUCAAGCGGAUGAUGUUACUGAAUGGGUAUCCGGUUAUGUAUGUCCUGCUCUGGAUUCCGGGACUUACGAAUCGACUCCUGGAAGCGAUUCAGACGCCGGUAUCAGAUACGACGAUUGCUGCUCUCAAUACCUCAACGCAGUUCAUCGGCUUUGCGAAUGCGGUUACUUAUGGGUUUAAUCACCAUCUAAGGGAUAGGCUGGAUGCGCUUUAUUGGACGCCUAUGAUUAUGAGAAUGAAGAAGCGGUUUAGACAAUAA
Fusarium odoratissimum NRRL 54006 is the source of this 1343-nucleotide messenger RNA. RefSeq lists its product as uncharacterized. Gene Ontology annotation, biological process: adenylate cyclase-activating G protein-coupled receptor signaling pathway. Gene Ontology annotation, cellular component: plasma membrane. The record is from RefSeq and is a predicted model, not a curated record. The coding region runs from base 69 to 1343 and encodes 424 amino acids. Lineage: Eukaryota; Fungi; Ascomycota; Sordariomycetes; Hypocreales; Nectriaceae. Gene Ontology annotation, molecular function: G protein-coupled receptor activity. The transcript has 2 exons.